Homo sapiens (human) is the source of this 966-nucleotide messenger RNA. RefSeq names its product olfactory receptor family 5 subfamily K member 3 (gene OR5K3). Gene Ontology annotation, cellular component: plasma membrane; membrane. The record is from RefSeq and is marked provisional. The transcript has a single exon. Gene Ontology annotation, molecular function: G protein-coupled receptor activity; olfactory receptor activity. NCBI's taxonomy places the organism in Eukaryota, Metazoa, Chordata, Mammalia, Primates, Hominidae. Gene Ontology annotation, biological process: G protein-coupled receptor signaling pathway; detection of chemical stimulus involved in sensory perception of smell. The coding region runs from base 1 to 966 and encodes 321 amino acids.
AUGAAUAAGGAGAAUCACUCCUUGAUAGCUGAGUUCAUCCUCACAGGAUUUACAUAUCAUCCAAAGCUGAAGACUGUUCUGUUUGUGGUGUUCUUUGCCAUCUAUCUGAUCACCAUGGUGGGGAACAUUGGUUUGGUGGCAUUGAUUUAUAUAGAGCAACGUCUUCACACACCAAUGUACAUAUUUUUAGGCAACCUAGUUCUGAUGGAUUCCUGCUGUUCCUCUGCUAUUACUCCCAAGAUGUUAGAGAACUUCUUUUCUGAGGACAAAAGGAUUACCCUGUAUGAAUGUAUGGCACAAUUUUAUUUUCUCUGUCUUGCUGAAACUACAGACUGCUUUCUUCUGGCGGCAAUGGCCUAUGACUGCUAUGUGGCCAUAUGCAACCCACUGCAGUACCACACCAUGAUGUCCAAGACACUCUGCAUUCAGAUGACUGCAGGAGCCUACCUAGCUGGCAACCUGCAUCCCAUGAUUGAAGUAGAGUUUCUGUUGAGGUUAACUUUCUGUGGGUCUCAUCAAAUCAAUCAUUUUUUCUGUGAUGUUCUUCCAUUAUAUAGACUUUCUUGUAUUAACCCUUAUAUCAAUGAAUUGGUGUUAUUUAUCUUGGCAGGAUCAAUUCAAAUCUUUACUAUAGUCUUAGUUUCUUAUUUCUACAUCCUUUUCACAAUAUUUACAAUGAAAUCCAAGGAGGGAAGAGGCAAAGCUUUAUCUACUUGUGCAUCUCACUUUCUCUCUGUGUCAAUAUUCUGUGAUUCCCUUCUCUUCAUGUAUGCUCGACCAGGUGCAGUUAAUGAAGGGGAUAAAGAUAUACCUGUUGCUAUAUUUUAUACUUUAGUUAUUCCUUUAUUAAAUCCUUUUAUUUAUAGCCUAAGAAAUAAGGAAGUAAUAAAUAUUAUGAAAAAAAUUAUGAAGAAGAGAAAAUUUUGUCACAUUCUGAAACAAAUGUCAUCCCCUCUGGCAACUUGA